Molecule: messenger RNA, 1128 nt
Organism: Emiliania huxleyi CCMP1516
Lineage: Eukaryota; Haptophyta; Isochrysidales; Noelaerhabdaceae
Exons: 5
Coding region: 1-1128 (375 amino acids)
Source: RefSeq, a predicted model, not a curated record
AUGGCCGCUGAGGCAGAGGCCCUGCACUGGAGAAAAGUAGCAGGCCAGACGAGCUGCAGACGCCAUGGCACGGGGCCAACAGGCGGCUUCUGCAUGAGCCCCCACCGGCAGCAAGACAAGAGAUUGAUGAACUACUGCUUGCCCAAGACACUGGCGGCGUCCCUCGCAGGGCUCUUUGCAAACCAAUCGGUACUGGACCUCGGAUGUGGCUUGGGUCAGUACGGUCGAUACUUCAGGGCGUAUGCGCCAUCCGUUCGAUGGCAAGGCUUGGACGGGGCAGAAAAUGUGCAGGAGGCGACUGGUGGGUUGGUGCAGUUUGCUGACUUGUCAGAGGGGUUGCCGCGACAGCAUCAGCAGUGGUACGACUGGAAGCUCUCGAUUGAGGUCGCGGAGCACCUUCCACGCCACAUGGAGCCCACGUUUAUGUUCAACCUCGCUUCGAAGGUCAAGCACGGUGUUGUGAUCUCAUGGGCUCGCCUGGGCCAGCAUGGCAACGCGCACGUUAAUUGCCAAAGUGACGCAUACGUCCGAUGCGCCUUCCAGCUAUUCGGCUUGAGCGCUGACGAGACUCUCACACAGGCCUUGCGUGCGACCAUCGAUCCAAUAUGGCGCGGCGAGGUCACGCUGGCUAAGGGUUGCAUGUGGCUUGCACACACACUUAUGGCAUUCCGCGUCCGCAACGAAUCUAGGGUGGACUCGUGGAGGGCGCACAGCCCGCUGGCGCGUUAUCUGUCGCACCGAGCCCCACAUCACGUCGGGGUGUCACAGACGUUUGUCGACCACUAUUUGCAGGAAACGGCGAUUCUAUGCCCUCUGGUCAACAGCAGCAACCGAUGCGACCCAAAGGGCGGGGGAGGCGUGCUCGACCAGGCGCUAACGCUCGGUGCUUUGGAGGAGUGCCCCACAGCUCUACGCGCCCUGGCGACGACCUACCUCUUCGUCGCCUCCUUCCUCAUCAUCCGCGGGAUCUACUUCCCGGUGGUGACCCUCUUCUUCUUGCUGCCAGACAUGGCGCCGUCCGAUCUCUCUUCUAGCUCACUCGUGUACACCGUGCUCGGGGGCGUGCUUCGCCACUUCGUCGACGGCAAGAACCACUUUGAGGGCGAGGACAAGUACAAGGUGAGAUAA